This is a messenger RNA of Penicillium maclennaniae, 399 nucleotides long. RefSeq lists its product as uncharacterized. NCBI's taxonomy places the organism in Eukaryota, Fungi, Ascomycota, Eurotiomycetes, Eurotiales, Aspergillaceae. The record is from RefSeq and is a predicted model, not a curated record. The transcript has a single exon. Bases 1 to 399 code for a protein of 132 amino acids.
AUGCAGAAAAACGUCGAAACGGAGAGAGACAACCUCCAGUAUCUUCUAGCUGAAAAGAUCAAAGAUCUCGAGGAGCGCACCGAAGAGAUCGAGAGUCUUCGAGCUAAGGUGACGCAGCUUCAGUCAAAUUGUUCGCAAGAAGAAGAAAAAGUCGCCAAAUCCUGUGCUGAAAUUACCGAUCUCCAGAAGAAAAUGAAAGAGAGGGAUACCAGGCUUGAGAAGAUGCAUAGUGCAGGGUCGAAUCUCAAAACCGCGCUGUCAGACCAGCGAAAGAACAACGAAGAUCUGAAGAAACAGAUAACCUUACUUCAGAAAGAAGAACAAAAGUCUCUAAGCAAGCUUCAAAAGCUGGAGAGCUUCACGGUCGGCCAUACGGAAGUGAACGAAGUUGAGAUGUAA